AGGGGUUAUUGACAAGGCAGUUUCUGUCGUUUACCGGCGUUUUAGAACACGGUUUCCUUUCAUUGAAAAAUAAAAUUAUAAUUCAACAUGGCUUGGGUUCCUUUAGAAUCGAAUCCAGAGGUUAUGACGAAGUUUCUCCACAAGUUGGGUGUUCCAAAGAAAUGGUCGAUUAUCGAUGUGUAUGGUUUAGAUCCGGAUUUAUUGGCGAUUGUUCCUAGACCUAUUCUUGCUGUUAUUUUGCUGUAUCCUACAAAAGGUGAAAAGACAGAGGAAGAAAAAGAAAAAGAAAAAGAAAAAGAAAAUGAAAACGAAAAAGAAAAAGUUCAGGAGGGCAAGGGUGAUAUUUCAGAUUCUGUUUAUCAUAUGAAGCAAUCUAUUUCAAACGCAUGUGGAACAAUUGCGUUACUCCAUAGUGUAGCCAAUAAUUUGGAUUCCAUACAGUUGGAAGAUGGAUUUCUUAAGAAAUUCCUCAAUGAAUCCAAAGGUCUUUCAUAUAUUGAGCGUGGAGCGAAUUUAGAAAGUGCGCAAGACAUUAUUGAUACUCAUAUGGAAUCUGCCCAAGAAGGACAGACUGAGGCACCAGGUGAAGAUGUAGAGGUGUACCAUCACUUUGUUGCGUUUGUACAUAAGGAUGGCACUUUGUAUGAAUUAGACGGCCGAAAACCUGCCCCUAUCAAUCAUGGCGCCACGUCACCUGAUUCGCUUCUGAACGAUGCUGCUCUUGUGUGCAAAGAAUACAUGGAGCGAGAUCCUAACGAAAUGCGUUUCACGGUGGUUGCACUCGCUGCCAGUGAAUAAACUUCACAACUUUUCUUUUAUAAACUACUUUAUAAACUUUUAUAAACAUUUGCCUUUAUGAACUUUAUGAAUAAGUUCCAAUAAUUUAUUUUAUGUAGUAUUAUUUGUAUUUCGCUUCAGCUACGUAUUUCUCUUGUCAAGUUUAUUUGAUUGCCAACUUUCGGCAAUAUGUACCAAGUCAAUGAAUGAAAUUUAUAUAUGCAGUUAUUUA
Molecule: messenger RNA, 1009 nt
Organism: Linepithema humile (Argentine ant)
Lineage: Eukaryota; Metazoa; Arthropoda; Insecta; Hymenoptera; Formicidae
Gene: Uch
Product: Ubiquitin carboxyl-terminal hydrolase
Biological process (GO): protein deubiquitination; ubiquitin-dependent protein catabolic process
Cellular component (GO): cytoplasm
Molecular function (GO): cysteine-type deubiquitinase activity
Source: RefSeq, a predicted model, not a curated record